AUGUGGGACAACCCAGAAGCGCAUCAGCAGCUGCUGGAGGACCAGGUGCGCUAUGCGGCGUACCAGGACGCGCUCAUGGCCGCGGCGCCGCUGCUGGAGGGCCGCACCGUGCUCGACGUCGGCUGCGGCACGGGCCUGCUCAGCCUCAUGGCGGCGGAGGCGGGCGCCGUGCACGUGUACGCGGUCGACGCGUCCCAGGGCGCCGCCGAGCUGGCGACCCGCGUGGUGGCGGCCAACAAGAUGCAGUCGCGCAUCACGGUCCUCCACGGCCGCGCAGAGGCGGUGGCGCUGCCCGUGGAUAAGGUUGAUGUCAUCAUUUGCGACUGGAUGGGGGCGGCGCUGCUGCACGACAGCCUGCUGCCGGCGCUGGCAGCGGCGAGGGACAGGUGGCUGGCGCCCGGCGGGCUGAUGUUUCCCGACUCGGCCUCGCUGUAUGUGAUGGGCGUGGACGACCGGCAGCACGUGGCGGAUAAGAAGGCCUUCUGGCACGCGCGGCAGCUGGGCGACUUUGACGUGAGCCCUGUGCUGAACUCGGUGGUGAAGUUCCCGCGCCAGGACACCCUCACGCGCCGCAGCCAGGCGGUCACGGGGCCUGGCAGGCUGCUGCAGCUCGACCUUUACAAAGCCGGCCCGCAG
This is a messenger RNA of Monoraphidium neglectum, 636 nucleotides long. RefSeq names its product protein arginine N-methyltransferase 1. The annotation marks the transcript as partial. Gene Ontology annotation, biological process: peptidyl-arginine methylation. Lineage: Eukaryota; Viridiplantae; Chlorophyta; Chlorophyceae; Sphaeropleales; Selenastraceae. The record is from RefSeq and is a predicted model, not a curated record. Gene Ontology annotation, molecular function: protein-arginine N-methyltransferase activity. The transcript is spliced from 5 exons.